AUGUUUAGUGUUUACGUAUUGAGUGUUAUUUGUAUUUUUGUGUCAAUUUCAUCUGGUGAAAGAAUCGGUGAUAUUUAUUGUCCAGAUCGGGCUGAUGGUCAAUAUCCUCAUCCAACAAAGUGUCAAUUGUAUAUUGAUUGCAAACAAGGAAUACCGAAAAUUUUUGAAUGCAAUGAGGGAUUCGGAUGGAAUAUUGCUGAGCGUCGUUGUACUUAUCGUCCGACAGAAUGUCGCACUAUCGAAAACAUAGAAUCAGGUGAUACUCAAGAAAAUGUGAACACAUGUCCAUCAACGGGUAACGUGUUCAUUGCCAGUCCGAAAAAAUGCAACAAAUACUAUCGUUGUAUCAAUGGUGUUAGAAUGAAGUUAGAAUGUGAAAAUGGAAAAUUGUUCAAUUAUCAAACGGGUCAAUGCGAAUUUACACAAGAUGAAAAUGUGUGUAUACCUGGUUCAAGAAUAAUUUCUCAAACUGUCCCUCAACCAACAUUUCAAAAUUUACAGCACAGAUGUACUGAUAAGCCCAACGGACUCUUUCCUGAUUUGAAUACUAAUUGUCGUCGUUUCUACCAGUGUGAUGGUGGAGCGUUGGUAAAAGAGGACACUUGUCCUGGUGUACUUCAGUUUAAUAUCAAGUCGAAUGGAUGUGAUUAUCCUGGACGAGCGCCUCCCCCAUGCAACUAGACAAUUCAUUCCAUCAUGCAUUAUUCGUGAUCAAAUUAAAAUAAUUAAAAUUAAUAACUUGAUAGAUUGUGUAGUUAGUGAAAAUUUUUUAGUAAGAUACUCAUGCACGUUUACUAAAAAGAACGAAUGUAACAAAGUUAUGAAAUUAUGAAAUUUUUAAGUAAUAUUUUCAAUAUAUAAUAUUAGAAAUUUGAAUAAAAAGAAUUAAAGAAGUGUUUCGUACAAUUGCCUAACCUAAAACUGACAUAGCAGUAAGAAGCUAAGCAUGGACUUCUCAGAGUAAGUUGCUGUUUAGAUCCUGACACGUGUACCUUCCAGGAACUACAUAUAUUCGAUUGAUUGAUAGUGUUUCGAUAGAAUUCCCAGGAAAAAAAAAACGGGCAAUUAACUGCCAGUUUACAGUCUGCUUAAAAACUGCCAGUUGACAACGUGUUAACUGUCUAAAAACCACCUAAAAACUGUCUAGUUUAUUGGCCGUUUUUAGGUCUGCAAAAAUACCGUCUAAUAACU
Didymodactylos carnosus is the source of this 1191-nucleotide messenger RNA. The record is from the annotation of a GenBank genome assembly. Lineage: Eukaryota; Metazoa; Rotifera; Eurotatoria; Philodinida; Philodinidae.